This is a messenger RNA of Felis catus (domestic cat), 3043 nucleotides long. RefSeq names its product G protein-coupled receptor 143 (gene GPR143). Gene Ontology annotation, molecular function: L-DOPA binding; L-DOPA receptor activity; dopamine binding. NCBI's taxonomy places the organism in Eukaryota, Metazoa, Chordata, Mammalia, Carnivora, Felidae. The coding region runs from base 1 to 1326 and encodes 441 amino acids. The record is from RefSeq and is a predicted model, not a curated record. Gene Ontology annotation, cellular component: plasma membrane; melanosome membrane. The transcript is spliced from 9 exons. Gene Ontology annotation, biological process: regulation of calcium-mediated signaling; G protein-coupled receptor signaling pathway; melanosome organization.
AUGAUCCCCCCCACCCCCUCGCUGCCGGCCGGGCACCUGACCCAGCGGCCCCGGCGGGGUCCCGGCACACCCGAGCCGCGUCCCCGAGCACGGCCCAUGGCCUCCCCACGCCUGGGAACCUUCUGCUGCCCCACGCGGGACGCCGCCACGCAGCUGGUGCUGGGCUUCCAGCCCCGGGCCUUCCACGCGCUGUGUCUGGGCGGCGGCGCGUGCCGCCUGGCGCUGGGCCUCCUGCAACUGCUGCCGGGGCGACGGCCCGCGGGCCCGGGGGCCACGUCCACGUCCCCGCCGGCCUCGGCGCGCGCCCCGGCCUCCGUCCGCAUCCUGCGCGCCGCCGCCGCCUGCGACCUGCUCGGCUGCCUGGGGAUCGUCUUCCGGUCUGCGGUGUGGUUGGGAUUCCCCGAUUUCAUCAAGGACAUCUCAGACGUGAAUGGGACAGACCUUUGGCCUGCUGCGUACUGCGUGGGGACCGCAAUGUGGAUCCAGCUGUUGUACGGUGCCUGCUUCUGGUGGCUGUUUUGCUACGCGGUCGACGCCUAUCUGGUGAUCCGGAGAUCAGCAGGACAGAGCACCAUCCUGCUUUACCACAUCAUGGCCUGGGGCCUGGCCGUCCUGCUGUGCGUGGAGGGAGUGGUCAUGCUCUACUACCCGUCCGUGUCCAGGUGUGAACGGGAUCCGGAGCUCGCCAUCCCGCACUACGUCACCACGUACUUGCCGCUGCUGCUCGUCCUGGGGGCCAACCCCAUCCUAUUCUGGAAGACCGUGACCGCAGUGGCCUCUUUACUAAAAGGAAGAAAAGGCAUUUACACAGAGAGCGAGAGACGGAUGGGAGCCGUGAUCAAGAUCCGAUUUUUCAAAAUAAUGCUGGUUUUGAUUAUUUGCUGGUUGCCAAACAUCGUCAACGAAAGCCUUUUAUUCUAUCUUGAAAUGCAACCAGAUAUCAACGGGAGCUUUUUGAGACCUAUGAGAAAUGCGGCCAAGACCACGUGGUUUAUAAUGGCGAUACUGAACCCAGCCCAGGGAUUUCUCUUGUCUUUGGCCUUCUACGGCUGGACAGGAUGCAGCCUGGAGUUUCAGUCUCCCAGGAAGGAGAUUCAGUGGGAAUCCAUGGCAACCUCUGCCGCGGAGCAGCCCUACCUGUCCCCAGAUGGCUCCAGCGCACCCGGUGAGAGCCUCACUCCCAGGAAGGUGCUGCGACUCGGCGGGCACGUGUCCGACGAGGCCCUGAGCCUGUUGUCUGAAGGCACUGAGGAGACGCUGACCACCUCCCAGCACGUUCUCUGGAACCAGAGCCCGUACUUACCGUGUGUCCUUGGAAGGUUUUGACGGGGCGGUCGCAGCCGAGUCUGCAGACGUGAAUACACAUGUCUGUGCUACAGGAGGCAAAGGUAGUGUUGUUCUGCCAGUCUACGUCGAGAGCGGGGGCUGGAUAGCAGGGGACAGCGGGAGGACAUUGACAUUUACCAGUUGUGCACAGAGCUCAGUUGAUUUAAAACAAUUAAAAGCAGAGUCUCAAGAAGCCUGAUCUAGUAACACAGUAAAAAAAAAACCCUUCCCAGUGUGAACACAGCCUCUUUUCCUCAUAGACCUUAAAGACACCCCCACCUCCCCCCACCCCCACCCCACCCCGCCCUGCACAUCUGUGGAGCAGACACUCUGGAGAGACCCCCGUGAUGGUUCACGUGCCCCAUGGCACGAGAGUCCGGCUCCCCUGACACAGUGAGAAAGCGGAGGGGAGAAUCUGCACCUUGCUGCUUCCAGGGACAUCACUGGUGCAUGGGCUGAUGUGUCGUAUUUUAGAGAGGAAAAAGAGAAAAGGAGACGGAGAAGAUUUCCUAUCCUACGUUCAAGAUAGCUCGAUUUUUAAAAACGUCCCGCAACACAUCAAUGCACCCCCCAACUGCAGGGUACUGAUCCCUUUGGGGACACGACUGGACGUCGGCUCAGGACUUGUGAUGAACGCCCCUUCUGACUCCUGGGCAUUUCCCAGGGGCUCCGAGAGCCCUGUGGAGGGUUUGGGGGAUGGUGAUGGCCUUCCCUACACCUCACAGCUCUCUCCCUGCACCACACCUCUCCGUCGCACUACUCGGCAUCCCUGCUGUCUCCUGACGCCUCCUUCUUUCUAGGAGAAAGCGGGUUAGCUUCCUCCAAACCUCUGAUCACAAAGUUUUCAUCAACUGAUCAAUACCAUAACUGUGUCUCGUGUUUCUUUUAAAGGCAAGUUAGCAGCGGGUCGGGAGAAGAAAGCAGAGGACUCAGGCUAGGCUGACAACCGGACUGCCCCUUCUCUUCUUCAGUGUUUAAGUGAGACAGGCAGGCCUCUGCAGGGGUCCACGUUCCACAGUGGGUAACCGCACGAGGCAUCCCAUCAGCCUCUGCGUGCGGCUCCGUCCCGGAGUGGCUGUUGUGGCUGUGUACUUGGUCGAGAGCGAGCACAGGCUUCUUCAAAAGCCAAGACCGUCCCUUUUGGUCACAUCCCCGGCAGUGUUUCAGGACAGCCCCGCGGUCCCUGGGGCGCAUUUCCCACGUGUACAACACAGAACGAAGGAACCGAUCCCAUGUGGUCGGAGUGACGCUCCCGUGAGCCUGAGAGGCAAGACCCCAGCUGCUCUCGCCUACAACACCGCCCCAGCUACAUCCCGAAUUCCCGGGCCACCCUCUGCACUGUGCGGGCCACGUGAUUCAUAUACCUGGAAAUAGGACGCUCAGGCAGGCACUUCAGGGACGCUGUCUACCACCUGCUCAUAAAAAUUAACAACCGCCAGCCCUUGCUGUCCAAAGAGGGGACCCUCUGUACUUAGGUGGCUGGCCCCACCGUGAGUCGGCCGCCGUCCAGGACCCUCAGAAGCCCCAGUGUGAUCUCACCAUUCAGUGCGGGUGAGCGACAGGUACCAAGGCCCAGCCACUGUGGGUGUCUGCACGGCCUCCCUGCCCACAGAGGGGCCGGCGAGGUUCAACGAUCAGCAUUCGAGGCUCAGCCUGGCUUUCUCUGCUGUUUGUUUUUUUUUAAGUGUAAUUCUGAAAUAUUACUGUUCCUCCAGGC